Prosopis cineraria is the source of this 1818-nucleotide messenger RNA. RefSeq names its product AAA-ATPase At2g46620-like. Gene Ontology annotation, molecular function: ATP binding; ATP hydrolysis activity. Bases 202 to 1644 code for a protein of 480 amino acids. NCBI's taxonomy places the organism in Eukaryota, Viridiplantae, Streptophyta, Magnoliopsida, Fabales, Fabaceae. The transcript has a single exon. The record is from RefSeq and is a predicted model, not a curated record.
UCAAAGCUAACGCACAAUAAUAGAAUUAUUCUCUGACCUAUCAAUUUUGCCGCUGGCCGGCACCACUCAGACUUCUUCAAACUCAUCAAGCUAAGUAAUCGAUCUUCUCAUUUUCCGACUCCUCCUUCAAUCCCUCAUGCAUGGACAACCCCCCUAAUUCUCCAAGUUCUAACAGAUUUUCGUAGUUUAGCUCCGGUCAAUAUGAUUUGGGCUAGCUCCAUUUCUUCCAUCUUGUUCGCCAUAGUUGUUUUUCUCCUAGGAGUUCGUUUUCUCCGCAGAACUUCAGUUCUCUACAUUCUCAGGCAAUGGUGGAUUUCAUUUGAAGACCGUCUUCAUGUGUACCAAUCCUUCAAAAUCCCACUUUACAAUGAGAAUUUCCAGGAAAAUCAACUUCACCGCCAAAUCCUCUUGUACCUCAAUUCACUACCUUCCAUCGAAGAUUCUGAUUACACAAACCUCUUCUCCGGUUCCAAUCCCAGUGAAAUUUUCCUUCACCUCGAUGCUAACCAGACGGUUCACGAUUCAUUCCUCGGCGCGAAAGUUUCCUGGAAGAACAGAAAAUCCGAGGGAGAUGCAAAUUCAGUACUGGUGCUCAGAAUAAAGAAGAAAGACAAACGCAGAAUCUUCCGCCCUUACUUCCAGCACAUUCUCUCGGCAGCGGAUGAAGUCGACAAAAGAAGAAAAGAUAUCAAACUUUACAUGAAUUCUGACACAGACGCUAAAUUGCGGUGGCGAUCAGUCCCGUUCACCCACCCGGCAAGCUUCGACACGUUAGCCAUGGACGCCGAGCUAAAGAACAAGGUGAAGUCCGAUCUCGAACAGUUUUCGAAGUCGAAGCAGUACUAUCACCGAUUAGGCCGUGUUUGGAAACGGAGUUAUCUCCUGUACGGCGCAUCCGGGACAGGGAAAUCCAGUUUCAUCGCAGCAAUGGCAAAAUUUCUCUGUUACGACGUCUACGAUAUCGACAUCUCCAAGGCUUCAAACGACUCCGACUUGAAGACUCUGUUGUUACAAACGACCAGUAGGUCGGUGAUCGUCAUCGAGGACCUCGAUCGGUUCUUAACUGGGAAAUCAACGGCUUUGAACUUGCCAGGUGUAUUGAGCUUCAUGGACGGGAUUGUAUCGUGCUGCGGGGAAGAGCGAGUGAUGGUUUUCACGAUGAACGUGAAGGACGAGAUUGAUCCAACGGUGAUGAGACCCGGGAGGAUCGAUGUUCACAUACACUUCCCCUUGUGCGAUUUCUCGACCUUCAAGAUUUUAGCGAGCAGUCAUUUGGGGGUGAAAGAGCACAAGCUCUUCCCUCAGGUGGAGGAGGUUUUACAGACCGGAGCGAGAAUGAGCCCGGCCGAGAUCGGCGAGAUUAUGAUAUCGAACCGGAGCUCGCCAAGCCGGGCUUUGAAAACCGUCAUCACGGCGUUGCAAAGCGACGGGAGGAGGGGACGGAGGCUGAAUGAAAGCGGGUCGGGUCGGAAUAGCAUGGAUUUGGGGUCGAGCGAACCCGAUGGGCUCUACUGUAGAGAGAGUGUUCACACGGUGAGGGAGUUUCGCAAGUUGUAUGGGCUUUUCCGGUUCGGCAGUAGGAGGAAAGAGGAGUGUUUGCCUCUGGGGACAACAGAAAAGGAAGCUUCACAAGUAGAAGGAUAAAACUUCUUCGGGUCGGAUCGAAAAAGUUCGAAUCGAGAAGUUAUUGAUCGUUUUCCUCCCAGUUAUUCCUUAUCUCACAGAAAGCUUGUUUGCUUACAAGAGAAAGUAUGUUGCAUUUUUUUUUUGUAUUGAUAGAUAAUAAAAACAUUCAUUUUCCUUGGUUGGCUGCUCCAA